GCAUGUAUUUUGUGGGAUCGAAUCUGCUCUACCAGAGAACCAUACAUCAAUCACUAUAGAUAUUCGCCAUACAAGCGCCCGACAUGUCCAAAACUGUACAUAUCACAUCUCCCGGCCAAUUCUCCACCCUGCUCAACUCCUCUCGCGUAGUGGUCGUCGACUUCUUCGCGGACUGGUGUGGACCAUGCAAGGCUAUUGCUCCGGUGUAUGAGCAGCUGUCCGCGCAGCUGAGUCGCCCAGGACAGAUCACCUUCACCAAAGUUGACACCGAAGCACAAAAGGCGAUCGCAAGCACAUACAACAUCAGCAGUUUGCCGACGUUUGUCAUCUUCAAGGCCGGACGAGAAACGAAGCGCAUCACAGGUGCCGAUCCCAAAGGGCUAGAUGCAGCGGUGAAACAAUUGGCGCGGGAAGCAGGGGAGGCAGAUGCCAGCGGUGCAGGAGCCAGCAGCAGUUCUGGGAGCGGAGAGCGAUGGCUAGGCGCGGCCGCUCCGCGAGCAUAUGGCGACAUCACCGAGCAGGUGGAGAUCCAAGGACUCGACUUCCUCAAUGUGGAUAGCCAGGCCGGCGCGAAGCGAGUCCUGUUCGCAAAUGAGAAGCCUUCAUCGUUGAAAGAUAGUAAAGGAAAAAGCAAAGCGGCCUCCGAAGGAGAGGCCAAGGAUUGGAUCGAAAGUGACACAGAUGAACAACUCAUGCUGUUCAUGCCAUUCCAGGCGUCGAUCAAGCUUCACACGAUUCAUUUGACUUCUGUACCCGUUGAUGAUGACGAAAUUACGCGACCAAAGACUGUUCGGCUCUAUUCAAAUCGCAGUCAUGUACUAGGUUUCGACGAAGCCGAAGACACGGCCGCCACACAGGUCAUUGAGAUACAAGAGUCCGAUUGGGAUGCUACGACACACACCGCCAAGCUCGAACUCCGCUAUGUCAAGUUCCAGAACAUCAGCAGCCUGGUCAUGUUUGUCGAGGAUGGUGAUGGCGAUGGUGAAAAGACGCGCUUGGACCGGAUACGGCUUUUUGGUGAGACUGGAGAAAAGCGCGCAAUGGGCAAGCUGGAAAAGAUUGGCGACGAGCAGGGCGAGUAAUCGGAGGUUCUAUACACUUUUCCCCGUCCCCUAAAAGUUUAGUGAGGCAACGUCUUUGCAACAGAUCUCUAGUCAUGAUAGGGGGAUUGCGGGUAGUGGACAUCACUAGACCUUACGAGAGCGCAGCGACUUCUGAAGGAUGUUGGUGUGAGCUGGUGUAGGUAUGAUUACUGUCAUAAGAAAAAUACGUAGCGAGGAGUGUAUGUGUAAUGAGCGUGUCACAUCAGUCGUUAUUUACACCCACCAUGGAUUUUUCAGUAUUG
Molecule: messenger RNA, 1345 nt
Organism: Dissoconium aciculare CBS 342.82
Lineage: Eukaryota; Fungi; Ascomycota; Dothideomycetes; Mycosphaerellales; Dissoconiaceae
Product: thioredoxin
Exons: 1
Coding region: 84-1082 (332 amino acids)
Source: RefSeq, a predicted model, not a curated record